Messenger RNA from Hemibagrus wyckioides, 2680 nucleotides. Its product is annotated as hyaluronan-binding protein 2-like. Gene Ontology annotation, molecular function: serine-type endopeptidase activity; calcium ion binding. Gene Ontology annotation, biological process: proteolysis. The record is from RefSeq and is a predicted model, not a curated record. The transcript is spliced from 13 exons. The coding region runs from base 97 to 2487 and encodes 796 amino acids. Lineage: Eukaryota; Metazoa; Chordata; Actinopteri; Siluriformes; Bagridae.
GGCCCACACACAAACACACAGAGGACCCUGACCUUCCUCUGGUUCAUCUAGUGGACUAGAAAGUAUCGUUCUGUGGUUUUCUGACCAGCAGCCACUAUGAAGCUCAAACUGCUCCUGCUGCUACUUGUCUUUCUCUGUACCUUCAUCAUACCUGCACAGUUGUCAAAACAUGACAACCAUCCUAGAAACAAGCAUGGAAAAAAGGACCAGAAGGAGAAAUCAGGAGAGAGACAUGGCUUUAAAUUCGGAAAGCGACGGGGAAGAGUAGAGGACCUGCUGGCCGACUACGAUGAUGACAGCAGUGAUGAUGAAGAUGAUGAAGACAGGGGCGAAUGGCUGUUUCAGCUUCAAGAUGUGAGAGGGAGCUGCAAGCCAAAUCCAUGCCUCAACAAUGGAGUGUGUGAGGAAAAGAAAGGCAGAUACAAGUGCAAGUGCCCCAAAACUUUCAGAGGCAGGAGAUGUGAGAAAAGUAAAAAAAUCUGCAAGAAGGAUAUGUGUGGAUACGGUCAGUGUGUUCUUACGACGAGUCCUCCUUUCUUCGAGUGCAAGUGUAAAGCACCAUUCGUACCCCCCAACUGCAAAAGAAUUGCUCCAUGUGAAUGGAACCCAUGUGUGAAUGGAGGAACCUGUCAGAAAGACGGUCAAAACUUCGACUGUGUUUGCUUACCAGGUUUUUCUGGAAAAUUCUGUCAGGUUGGUCCACUUGACUGUUAUGAAGGAAACGGUGAGUCCUACAGAGGGAGGGUAUCAGAGACAGAGGACGGAGAUGAGUGUCUUUUCUGGAAUUCUUACUUGCUCCUGGGUAAAGGAACAAGCCCCUUCACUACAGCUAAUGACCCUCAGGGUUUGGGUCCUCACAACUACUGCAGAAAUCCAGAUGGUGAUUCAAAGCCAUGGUGCUUCACACGAUCAGGAAAGAAGAUAAAAUGGGAUCAUUGCGAUGUGAGGAAAUGUCCCACUGAUGCAAUCACCAAUGACCGUCUGAAACCGAAGCCAACAGCACAUCCUGCUGCCAUUCCCCCAGCCAUAAAACCCAUAAAACCAGAUUCUUCAGAAAUUCACAUUCCUGGAAUACCCCCACUAGGAAGUGAUGCUGCAGGAGGCCACAAACCAGGAAGUGAUGCUGUAGGAGGCCACGAACCAGGAAGUGAUGCUGUAGGAGGCCACGAACCAGGAAGUGAUGCUGUAGGAGGCCCUGAACCAGGACCCGACACUGUAGGAGGCCCUGAACCAGGAACCGACACUGCAGGAGGCCCCGAACCAGGAACUGACAGUGCAGGAGGCCCCGAACCAGGAAUCGACACUGCAGGAGGCCCCGAACCAGGAACCGACACUGCAGGAGGCCCCGAACCAGGAACCGACACUGCAGGAGGCCCCGAACCAGGAACCGACACUGCAGGAGGCCCCGAACCAGGAACUGACACUGCAGGAGGCCCCGAACCAGGAACUGACACUGCAGGAGGCCCCGAACCAGGAACUGACACUGCAGGAGGCCCCGAACCAGGAACUGACACUGCAGGAGGCCCCGAACCAGGAACUGACACUGCAGGAGGCUCCACACCAGAAAGUAAUACCACUGGAAGCCUUAUCCCAAUAGAUGACACUAAUGGAGAACCUUCUCCACCUACUGAGGAAACCCAUACCCCAGACAUCCAUACACAAGGAGUGACAGAAAAACCCACCAUCGUGCCACCGGUGAGACAAUUUGAAACAUGUGGCAAACCCCAACCAAAAAGGCCAAUCAGUCGUAUUUAUGGGGGUAUUAAGGCACUUCCUGGUGGCCAGCCAUGGCAGGCUUCAAUUCAGGUCAGAUCCAAAGAUACAACACUGCCCUUCAGACAUGUAUGUGGAGGCACUCUUAUUAAACCAUGCUGGGUGCUGACCGCAGGACAUUGUAUUGAUAGCAAAAAGGAUUUCCAAGUGGUUCUGGGAAGUAUUAAUUUGGCGAAGCCUGAGCCAUCACAUCAAACUCUGGAGGUUGUAGAGACCAUUAUCCAUGAGCAAUACAGAGAGACACCCGAGUCGGUCUACAACGACAUUGCUCUGCUUAAGCUGAAAGCUAAAAAUGGCAAGUGUGCAGAGGAGAACCAGUUUGUAAAGACAGCCUGCUUGCCCACUGUCAAUUUUCCUGACGGAACCGAGUGCAGCAUUUCUGGAUGGGGAGCCACUGAAUCACAAUAUAGCUCCAGUCAGUUACUGGAUGCUGAUGUGUUGCUGAUUUCCCAGGACACUUGCUCCAGCAAUAAAGUGUACGGGAAAGUCAUAGAUAACAAUAUGUUCUGUGCGGGUUACCUGGAGGGAGGAGUGGACUCGUGUCAGGGUGACUCCGGAGGGCCUUUGGUCUGCGUGGAAAAUCAGGUACACUAUAUCUACGGCAUCGUUAGCUGGGGUGACAACUGUGGACUGCAGAACAAGCCCGGGGUAUAUACUCGAGUCACAAACUUUGUGGACUGGAUCAACAGGAAAACAGCUGCAGCAGGUGUAUAAAUUCUGUUAGAAUAGCUUUGACAAAAAAAUAGAAAAUAGUAGGGUUCAAAUAUGUAAUAAUUAAUUUUAGGAGCAAAGACAUAAUGUUAUAAUUCAUCUUCUACAGAAUAUGUUCAAUUAAAUGAGAAAUUGGUUAUGAGUCCAAAUAAAUAAAUAAAUAAAAAGUCUUAAAUAAAUAUGCUCUUGAACCAAA